This is a messenger RNA of Trypanosoma brucei brucei TREU927, 354 nucleotides long. RefSeq lists its product as uncharacterized. The coding region runs from base 1 to 354 and encodes 117 amino acids. Gene Ontology annotation, molecular function: RNA binding. The record is from RefSeq and is a predicted model, not a curated record. The transcript has a single exon. NCBI's taxonomy places the organism in Eukaryota, Euglenozoa, Kinetoplastea, Trypanosomatida, Trypanosomatidae.
AUGUCCGAUGAGCGAAUUCUCCUUGUAACGGGGAUUCCCACAAAGCUGUGUCGUGGUGAGGAACUUUACAAGGUAUUUGGAAACUACGGUACAAUCCAGCAGUUACGAAUAGGGAGCGACGCUUCCACGAAAGGGUGUGCUAUUGUUGUAUAUGAGCUGUGCGAGGCCGCAUCAGCUGCCCUGGAGGCGUUGCAUGACUUUAAGGUGGACAGGGAUAGACAUCUUAGAGUGUCGGUGUACGAUGAGACCAGAGAUCGUAGGGCGCUAGAGCGGCGGAAGCGACGACGUGAGAUGAAGGCGGAAUAUAGCCGCAAUAUUGCCAGUGCUUCUGCGGAGGUCAAGGCCGAGGAUUGA